Messenger RNA from Fraxinus pennsylvanica, 678 nucleotides. The record is from the annotation of a GenBank genome assembly. NCBI's taxonomy places the organism in Eukaryota, Viridiplantae, Streptophyta, Magnoliopsida, Lamiales, Oleaceae.
AUGGCUGACUCUUCGCAUCAUCGUGCUAGCCAAACACCCUUUCACUCUCUUCCUCCUCCACCACCACAGCCACCGCAUUUGAUAACUAACAUUAAAAAGGUUCAAAAACCCACCACCACUAGCUCCUCCACCUCCACCUCCGCCAAACGCCCCAUCAAUGGAAAGCACCCAAUAUACCGGGGAAUAAGGAGCCGAAAUGGCAAAUGGGUAUCGGAGAUUCGCGAGCCACUAAAGACCACUCGUAUAUGGCUAGGAACUUACCCUACUCCGGAAAUGGCUGCUGCCGCCUAUGAUGUGGGGACACUUGCCCUUAAAGGCAAUGAAAAAACAGUAUUGAACUUCCCGGAAUAUGUUAGCUAUUAUCCGGUGCCACCUUCGCCUUCAGCGCCGGAUAUUCAAAGAGCAGCCGCCAGUGCGGCGGCGUUGAUGAAGUUAGAGACCGGCAGUGGUACAGAUGCCGCUGUUGGACAGCCAGCGAAUAAUGAAUCAGUAAAUGAAUUAAUUUCGAAUAAUGAGCAUGAUUUUGUAGAUGAGGAGGCACUGUUUGAUAUGCCUAAUCUGCUGGUGGAAAUGGCCAACGGAAUGCUGGUUAGCCCACCAAGAAUGACCUCACCGCCGUUGAGUGACUCCGAAUCACCGUUAAACUCGGACACUGAAAGUCUGUGGAGCUAUUUUUAG